UUCAACGUGAGCGGACGUUUUAAGCGCGUGUGCCGUGCCGCAGAUAACGAAACAUCGCAGUGCUAUCACCUAUCACCAACUAGAAAAAAAAAUACAAAUCGAAACGAAUCAAAUACAUUACUUCACAGUUAAACGACAGCACAAAAAAAAUCCCCCGCCCGAAGUAAAAUCAAAAUCACAGCAAGUUGAUAAGUGCCAAAACAAAAAUCAAUACCGAUCGCAUACAAUGCAGCGCCCCAAAAAGUGCUCAGAACUGUGCUGAACAAAAAAAAAAGGAAAAGAAAACAAACAACAAAAAUCUAUUUUUAAUUUAAAUAUAUUUAAAUAUAAAUAUCUAUGUGUAAUCGAAUCGAAAAUGGCAGCCGAACAAAUCGCUAAAAUGGCAGCUAAAGCCGGAGAAGCUACAAAUAAAUGGAUUAAGACCCAGCAGACAGUAACGCCGCUGUUAACGAUUGUGCUGCUCUUGGCCACAUUUAGUCAGCUGCCAACUGCGAGUGGCAGCAGCAGCAGCAGCAGUAGCCAGGAUGCUGCCUCCAAUCUGCAGGACAAGGAUCCGCUGCGGGAGACCAGCAUGAACAUGAUCCAGCGCAACUACAUGGUGAUGCACUCGGCCAGCGGAUCCGGCGAUCACAGUCGCUCCCUCAAACGGGCCAUCUUGGCCAACUCGAGCAUCACCUGCAACGAUGGCACCCAUGCCGGCUACUACCUGCGCAAGCAGCCCAGCUCCAAGAAGUGGAUCGUCUUCCUCGAGGGCGGCUGGCACUGCUUCGAUCUGAGGUCAUGUCGCGCCAGGUGGAUGCGACUGCGCCACCUCAUGACCUCCUCACAGUGGCCCGAAACGAGAGAUGUUGGAGGCAUCCUAUCUCCGCAUCCCGAGGAGAAUCCGUACUGGCACAAUGCCAACCACGUGCUCAUCCCGUACUGCAGCAGUGACUCGUGGUCGGGAACGCGAACGGAACCGGAUACCCGCGAUCCGGAGAACAGUUGGAGAUUCAUGGGGGCUCUGAUCCUGCGCCAGGUGAUCGCUGAACUGAUUCCCGUGGGACUGGGACGAGUGCCGGGUGGAGAAUUGCUCCUUGUGGGCUCCUCCGCCGGUGGUCUGGGUGUAAUGCUCAAUUUGGAUCGCAUUCGGGAUUUCCUGGUCAACGAAAAGAAACUGCAGGUCACUGUGCGAGGUGUGAGUGAUUCGGGUUGGUUCCUGGACAGGGAGCCCUACACGCCGGCGGCCGUCGGCUCCAGCGAGGCAGUGCGUCAGGGCUGGAAGCUGUGGCAGGGUUUGCUGCCCGAGGAGUGCACCAAAGCGCAUCCCACGGAGCCCUGGAGGUGCUACUUCGGCUACAGGCUAUAUCCCACAUUGAAAACUCCUCUAUUUGUUUUUCAAUGGCUUUUUGAUGAAGCCCAAAUGCGAGCGGAUAAUGUUGGGGCACCGGUGACGCCACAGCAAUGGAACUACAUCCACGAGAUGGGUGGUGCUCUCCGAUCUUCGCUAGACAAUGUGAGCGCAGUGUUUGCGCCCAGUUGCAUUGGACAUGCGGUCCUGUCAAAAAGGGAUUGGGUCAAUAUCAAAAUCGAUGAUAUAUCCCUGCCCUCGGCUUUGCGCUGCUGGGAGCACUCGACGCGCCGUAAACGGCAUGACAAGCUGAAGCGAUCCACGGAACCAUCGACGGCGGUGUCCCAGCUGCCACAUGCCAAUAACCAAAGACACCAGCGGCAUCGUCAACGGCAGCAGCGCCAGAAGCUCAAUAAUGUGGCCCAAACGGGCGGUCAGGAGCAGCAGCGAAAACACAAUCAUCUUAGCAAAGAGGAGCGCGAGGAGCGGAAAAGAUUGCGGCAGGAGCAGCGGCAAAAGCGAAAACAACGCCGUCGACAGCAGCAGCAGCAGCACAAGAAGGCCAAUGGAGCGCAGGAAAAUAGGAACAAGAAGAACAACAGCCCCAAGUCGAAUAAUGGCAAUGAUAAUCGGGAGCUGAGAAAACAGCGACGUCGUCAGCAAUUGACACCGGAGCAAAAACAGGAGCAACGCAAGCGACGUCGCAAGGCUCAGCAGCAUCAGCAGGAGAAGCAAAUGCAACAGGAGCAGCCAGGAACAGCUGGAGUCCUUCAGGAGACGGGGGAACCCCAGAAGACACGCGCCUCGAACAACGCCUCCGCCGGCACCAAGACCAAAAAACGCCCCCGAGUUCCAAGAGUGCCGGAAAAGUGCGGUUUGCGACUCCUCGAGCGCUGCAGUUGGCCGCAGUGCAACCACUCCUGUCCCACGCUCACGAAUCCCAUGACCGGCGAGGAGAUGCGCUUCCUGGAACUCCUCACCGCCUUUGGCCUGGACAUCGAGGCGGUGGCCGCCGCCCUGGGCGUCGAUAUGCACACGCUCAACAACAUGGAGCGCACCGAGCUGGUCAACCUGCUCACCCAGCAGGCCAACUAGACUCACCAAAUACCCUGUAAAUUGGGGUGGAUCCAAAAAAGCAACCAAAAUCGUAGGGGUAAUGUGUAGAUACGUUAGGCUUCUAUCUUAAAAAACAUUCACUUUUUUGUUUAAAAACCUUUACCUUGGUGUCCUUUAUUAAAUUAGUUAAAGCUAGUAAAUAUUCAACUCAGAUACCCUGUUCAUCAUACAAUUUAUAAGAUGAUUUUCAAAUCAAGUGGCUCAGUCAUUGUAAAAAACUAAGAUCAUUAGAUCUAAGCACCAUUGAGUUAAACAAUUUUAUCAGUUAGAUUUGAUUUAUUUUCUAAUAAUUAAUAGGAUUUGAUUUUUUUUAACACUUAAUUUCGUUACAAGAAAAUGAGACAUAAAAAACUCCAAGGCCAUACAAAUUUUAUAACUCCAGAACUCCAAACCCUACGAUUUCCAAGCUUUUUGGGGGUCCAAAUAGAACUCGACCCACCCUACUGUAAAUAAGUGGCCUGUAUAUAUAGUUUGUAGGUGGGGCCGCUCUGUAAAUAUUGCAUAACACCACCCCCAAAACACAUACACUCACAAUAGCGGAGAGAUAACUCCAAUUCCUAGAACACACCAAGAAAAAGACAUGCGCAUAGUACCCAGUAAUUAAGCAGAAUUUAUUUAUAGUCCUACUCGAACUGCAACUCGUAAACGUAAACGUACACCUAUUCGUAUUCGUAUUCACAUUCACAUUCGCACGCCACAUAUUUAUUCAUUCGCAUUCUGCAAUCAUAAUCACAGAAAUGAAAUCUGCUUAACGAGAAACUAAACACAAAUGCAACCACAAGACUGUUUUUAUGUUUUUUUUAUACAUAUAUAAAUAUAGGUUGAUAAUGAGUAGCAUAGUUUACAUAGAUAUGCUUAAUAAUCGUAAAUGUUUAUGUAAUUUAUUUGAUAACUUAUGGCCCGUUUAGGAUUGUACUUUUGUGUGGAAUCUAGACUGUUUCAAUUGCCCCACGCAGUGUUUAUUUUUUUAUUUUUUUUAUACAUUGUUUUAUACCUACCUCAGAUCAGUAAGAAUGAAAUUGAUUAACUGCUGCCUUCACAUAUCAUUGCGUACCUGUGCAACGAAAAUCAAAUAUUUAACUUAAUACCGCCCGCAUUCCGUUAAAAAAAAGAAGAAACAACAAAGAAUAUAACAGCACAAAAACAAAACAAUUAAAAUAUAAAUAAAACAAAUGCGAAAAUAGCUAACCAGAAGCGAAGUGAACAAAUCGAAUAAAUAAUUAUAGCAAUGUUUGUAAAGAAUUUUUAGAUAAACGAGAAAAAUCGCACAAAAAUAAACUAUUUAAAACUAGUAAUUUAUGCUAAGCCUGUACAGAACUGGUUGAAGUUUAGCCCUAAGAAUUGUUGUACUUAAACUUAGUGAUAAUCAUACACGUAAUGCAAUUUCCAAGCUUGUUAGCUUUUGUUAGCGUUGUUCAAGUAAGCUGGUUAUCAUUUUCAAAAGAUGAAAUCGACUAAUAUUUGAAGAAGGAAACCA
This is a messenger RNA of Drosophila elegans, 3923 nucleotides long. It is a transcript of the gene Notum, whose product is annotated as palmitoleoyl-protein carboxylesterase NOTUM. The record is from RefSeq and is a predicted model, not a curated record. Gene Ontology annotation, molecular function: hydrolase activity. Bases 356 to 2425 code for a protein of 689 amino acids. NCBI's taxonomy places the organism in Eukaryota, Metazoa, Arthropoda, Insecta, Diptera, Drosophilidae. The transcript is spliced from 4 exons.